AUGGCAUUUUCAGGAAGAGACUCUUUGCUACGAUGCUGCCGUAGCGCGUUCAAGCAAGCGUCCAAAGACGCGCGCAUAUUCUACCCACGCCGCCAGCUAUCACUCGCUGCUCGUCCAUCACAAUUAUCGCCACGAUCCGUACCAGUCCAACGAUUUGCGCCGUUCGCNAAAGAUAUUCUUCCGUCACAAAGUAACCGAGCCUUCAGCGCAUCGAGUCGGCAAGCGGUCAAGGCCAUCAUCAAUCCGCGAAAGAAUGAGGAUGGAGACGAGAUGAUGAUCGACAUUUUGCCUCGCGCUGUCAAUUUCGUANNGCGCCUGCAUGCUAUCUCGGUCAAGGAGAACAACCCAUCCCUCUGCCUGCGCGUCGCGGUAGAAUCCGGCGGCUGCCACGGCUUCCAGUACCUCAUGUCGACAACAACGCUAGAAGAGAUAUCACAAGAGGAAGAUACAGUAUUUGAGUCGGAAGAUGGCAAGGGAGCCAGAGUGGUCAUUGAUGAGCCCAGUCUUGAACUUCUAGCUGGCAGCAAGAUUGAUUAUACCAUGGAGUUGAUCGGCAGUCAGUUCAAGGUGACGGGUAUUCCAGGAGCUACGAGCAGUUGUGGUUGUGGAUCCAGUUUCGAUAUCCAGGCAUGA
Molecule: messenger RNA, 633 nt
Organism: Aureobasidium musti
Lineage: Eukaryota; Fungi; Ascomycota; Dothideomycetes; Dothideales; Saccotheciaceae
Source: the annotation of a GenBank genome assembly